AUGCCACCGCGCAAGUCAGCCGCAUCGACGGCGGCAGCGCCUACCUCACCCACCCCGAACGGCGAUGGAGACACGACCAUGAUGUCGACCGCGUCUGUCGCGGCAGCAGAACCAAAGUCACCUACAACCAAGACCUCUGGGUCAAAACAACAAGACGAGUCCUCUGUCGGCAUAGAAGACCUAACGCUCCAGCGCGCCGCAAUCUCACGCCUCGCCCGCGGCGUCCUCCCACCCAACACGUCUCUCCAAAAAGACGCUAUCCACGCCAUCGCCAAAUCCGCCACCGUCUUCAUCUCCUACCUCGCUUCGCACGCCAACGAGCAGCGCCCAUCCGCGAAGACAAUCACGCCAGGGGAUGUGUUGAAUGCGCUACGGGAGAUCGAGUUGGCGGGGGUGAUGGAGGUCGGGAAGGUUGAUGCGGUGACGGGUCAGAAUUCGGGGAGGUUGGAGAGGGAGAUGGCGGUAUAUGAGGAGAUGGUGAGGGGGAAGAGGAAGGGGUAUAGGGACAAGGUUAAAGCGAGGGAGAGUGCUGGCGGUCCGGGCGCGGGAGACACAACAAUUGAAGGGGAGGAGAAUCUGGAAAGAGGGGAGCCGGAGGCGAAGAAGUUGCGGCGGGGCAGUGGCGAUGAGGAGAUGGAGGAGACAGUGGAAGGUGGGGAAGAUGAGGAUGCUCUGCUGGACGCGCAGCUCAACGGGACAAAUUUGGAAGAGGAAGAACCUGAAGAGGUACCAGAAGAGGAAGAGGAAGAAGACGCGGCCGAUGAAGAAGGCGAGGAUGAGGACGAGGACGAAGAGGCUCUCGAGGAAGAGGCAGAAGAUGACACGAUGGAUCGCGUCGACAUCGACGAGCCCGCUUCCGGUCGGAGGGUCAGUUCGCGGAGUACCAAGGGACGGCAUUCUUUGCUUUCGCCUAACGGGAAGCUGGAUUUUGAGAGUGAUGACAGCGACUGA
Cyphellophora attinorum is the source of this 951-nucleotide messenger RNA. Its product is annotated as DNA polymerase epsilon subunit D. Lineage: Eukaryota; Fungi; Ascomycota; Eurotiomycetes; Chaetothyriales; Cyphellophoraceae. Gene Ontology annotation, cellular component: CHRAC; epsilon DNA polymerase complex. The transcript is spliced from 2 exons. The record is from RefSeq and is a predicted model, not a curated record. The coding region runs from base 1 to 951 and encodes 316 amino acids. Gene Ontology annotation, molecular function: chromatin DNA binding; protein heterodimerization activity. Gene Ontology annotation, biological process: DNA damage response; leading strand elongation; heterochromatin formation.